Messenger RNA from Guyanagaster necrorhizus, 615 nucleotides. Its product is annotated as Prefoldin. Gene Ontology annotation, biological process: protein folding. The transcript is spliced from 5 exons. The record is from RefSeq and is a predicted model, not a curated record. Lineage: Eukaryota; Fungi; Basidiomycota; Agaricomycetes; Agaricales; Physalacriaceae. Bases 60 to 425 code for a protein of 121 amino acids. Gene Ontology annotation, molecular function: protein folding chaperone. Gene Ontology annotation, cellular component: cytoplasm; prefoldin complex.
UCACGCACGACUACAUACCGCCACCUUGUUAGCCACUAAUAUCGCGACAAUCUUCAAUAAUGUCCUUGUCAGAUGAUACCUUGAGGAAGAUUUUGGUUCAGAUCCAGCAGACAGCUGUUCAAUCGCAAAGAGCAUUGAGUCUAUCCCAGCAACAAACUCAAGCAAAGGAACGAGACAGGCGGAAGAUCCAAUUGACGAUAAAGGAGCUUGAGACCAUCGAAGGCAAUGUGAAUUUGUACAAGGGCGUCGGGAAGAUGUUCAUGAUGGUCCCCCGCAAAGAAAUGGAAAACGAUCUGAAGGCACAAGAGAAAGAGCUGAAUGACGAUAUUAACAGCCUCAACAAAAAGUCAAAGUAUCUCGAAAAACAAUUCAAUGAUGCGCAGGCUCAGUUGCGCGACAUCUUCCAUCAUUCACCAAAUCAAUAGGAAUACAUUCCUGCCUUUCCACCUAUUUUCUAGCAGUGUAAUAUUAUAAUACGACAUUUCAUUCCCCUUCACUGAAAUUCCACUGAGAAUGCCAGAGCACAGUGGUUUUAUUGGUCGACGCUACAGAUCCUAUACAUCAUCUUCUAGGCCAUCCUCGAUCAUCUUCGCAUAAUCUUCAUAACUGGCGAAG